AUGAGUCCGUUAAUCUUCCUGAACAUAGAGCUGGUGCUUCUCGUGAUUUUUUCUGCUUCUGAGUUUUCUUUUACAGUCUCUGGAAGCGUGAAAUCCAAUGGUGUCUGCUACGGAGAGAAUGGUGACAAUCUCCCUCCACCAAGCGAAGUCAUAGAUCUGUACAAAUCCAACAACAUCAGAAGUAUUCGUCUCUACGGCCCCAAUCAAGACGCCCUCAAAGCCCUCAAAAACUCCAACAUUCCCGUCAUCCUCGGCGUCCCAGUUUCUGAUGUCCCCUCUCUUGCUUCCAAUCCCUCCGCCGCCGCCUCGUGGAUCCAAAACAAUGUCCUGUCCUUCUUGCCGGAUGUCACAUUCCGUUACAUCACCGUCGGCAACCAACAAAUUUAUGGCAACGAAGCUGGAAACAUUCUCCCUGCAAUGCAGAAUGUGCAGAAAGCCCUGCAGUCCGCCGGCCUCCAGGAUAGGAUAAAGGUCUCAACUGCGGUCGGCACCGAUGUCCUUGGCAGCUCAUAUCCUCCCUCUCAUGGCACCUUCGCCUUCAAAGCAUUACCCAUUCUCCAACCCAUCAUCGACUUCCUCGCCGCAAACGGAGCUCCACUGCGCGUCAAUGUCUACCCUUACGACAGCUACAGUAGCAAUCCCAACGACAUCUCCAUUGACUACGCGCUCUUCACUUCGCCGGGAACGGUGGUCACGAACGGGCAGCUGCAGUAUCAGAAUCUGUUCGACGCGAUAGUUGAUGCAGUCUACUCUGCUCUGGAGUUGUCUGGAAAAUCUAACGUCGCCGUGGUGGUGUCGGAGACCGGAUGGCCGUCGGAAGGCGGGCUGGCGGCUACCGCAGCUAAUGCGCAAACAUAUGUGUCGAACUUGAUGAAGCAUGUUGUGUCGGGAACGCCGAAGAGGCCGGGGAGCAUUGAAGCUUAUAUAUUUGAGAUGUUUGAUGAAGACAUUAAGCAACCACAGGGAACAGAGAAUCAUUAUGGGCUGUUUUACCCUAAUAAGCAGCCGAAAUAUUCUCUGAGUUCUUAAUUACGAACUUAUUCUGCAUUGUUUAAAAUAAGCUCUCUUGAAGUUUGUUUGCUGUUUGCAGUUUAUGCAUUGAGAUGCAGCAUUUGUUUCUGCACAGGGAGAGUCAAACGUAGUUAUGGAUAAUUUCAAUGUACUUGGUGAA
Phalaenopsis equestris is the source of this 1171-nucleotide messenger RNA. Its product is annotated as glucan endo-1,3-beta-glucosidase-like. Gene Ontology annotation, molecular function: hydrolase activity, hydrolyzing O-glycosyl compounds. Gene Ontology annotation, biological process: carbohydrate metabolic process. The transcript is spliced from 3 exons. The record is from RefSeq and is a predicted model, not a curated record. Lineage: Eukaryota; Viridiplantae; Streptophyta; Magnoliopsida; Asparagales; Orchidaceae. Gene Ontology annotation, cellular component: plasma membrane. Bases 1 to 1029 code for a protein of 342 amino acids.